Messenger RNA from Aspergillus bombycis, 1437 nucleotides. Its product is annotated as ammonium permease MEP2. Gene Ontology annotation, cellular component: plasma membrane. NCBI's taxonomy places the organism in Eukaryota, Fungi, Ascomycota, Eurotiomycetes, Eurotiales, Aspergillaceae. The record is from RefSeq and is a predicted model, not a curated record. Gene Ontology annotation, biological process: ammonium transmembrane transport. The transcript has 6 exons. Gene Ontology annotation, molecular function: ammonium channel activity. Bases 1 to 1437 code for a protein of 478 amino acids.
AUGGCAGAAUACCCUGUGGCCUACAAUGGGUCGGAGACUGGGACCGGAGGGGACUCCUUGACGGAAGAUCUUAACAUCUACUACAGCUCUGGCGAUAUCGCAUGGGUUAUUGUUUCGACGGCCCUUGUCUUGCUGAUGAUUCCUGGAGUCGGAUUCUUCUAUUCCGGUCUUGCCCGUCGGAAGUCGGCACUUUCCUUACUAUGGCUAUCGAUAAUGUCCGUAGGAAUAGUCUCCUUUCAGUGGUUCUUCUGGGGCUACUCGCUCGCUUUCUCUCAUACUGCCGGAAAAUAUAUUGGUGACUUGAACAACUUUGGGUUCAAAGGUGUUCUGGGUGCACCGUCUGUUGGCAGCGACAAGGUCCCAGAUCUCCUGUUUGCUGUCUUCCAGGGCAUGUUCGCAUGUAUUACUGUGGCGCUCGCAGUUGGUGCUGUCGCAGAGCGUGGCCGCAUGCUUCCCUGCAUGGUUUUUAGCUUUGUCUGGUCCACCAUCAUCUACGAUCCUAUUGCAUGCUGGACCUGGAACUCGAGUGGUUGGGUGGCAAACCUUGGUGGUCUUGAUUUUGCGGGUGGUACACCCGUUCACAUCGCCUCGGGUUGCACCGCAUUGGCAUACUCGUUGAUGCUUGGAAAGCGCCGCGGACACGGCACCCACGAGCUCAAUUAUCGCCCGCACAACGUAACACAUGUGGUCAUCGGCACUGUAUUUCUCUGGGUUGGAUGGUUUGGAUUCAAUGCCGGCUCCGCCUUGAGCGCUAACCUUCGUGCCGUCAUGGCAGCCGUGGUGACCAACCUCGCCGCCGCCGUGGGUGGGGUUACCUGGUGUCUUCUGGACUAUCGAUUGGAGAGGAAGUGGUCUACUGUUGGUUUCUGCUCCGGUGUCAUUGCCGGCUUGGUGGCCAUCACCCCCGCAUCGGGCUUUGUCACCCCCUGGGCUUCAUUCAUUUUCGGUGUCGUGGGAGCCGUCGCUUGCAACUAUGCCACGAAACUGAAGUAUGUGAUCAAGGUUGACGACGCACUUGACAUCUUCGCUGUCCAUGGGAUCGGAGGUCUGGUAGGCAACCUUCUGACUGGACUUUUCGCUGCUGAUUACAUCGCUCACCUUGAUGGUUCUACCACAAUCGACGGCGGCUGGAUCAACCACAACUACAUUCAACUAGCUUAUCAGCUUGCCGACUCUGUCACCGGAAUGGCAUACUCUUUCUUCGGAAGCUGCAUUCUCCUCUUCAUCAUCAACCUGAUCCCGGGUCUCAGCUUGCGUGCCCCCGAAGAAGACGAGAUCAUGGGCAUUGACGACGCCGAGAUUGGCGAGUUUGCCUAUGACUACGUCGAGAUUACCCGCGACGUGAUCAGCACCGCCAACAGUGAGAACGGCGAAGCUGCUUCCAAGCGUAGCUUGACACCAACCGGCAACGAGACGACCAUAGAGGCCAAGGCUUAG